Molecule: messenger RNA, 4055 nt
Organism: Linum tenue
Lineage: Eukaryota; Viridiplantae; Streptophyta; Magnoliopsida; Malpighiales; Linaceae
Source: the annotation of a GenBank genome assembly
AAGGAAGAAGAAAAAAUAAGUCGUCUCCUCCAACCACUGGCGCCGACGGCUUUUCCAAAAAUUUCCGAGUCCACUGUCCACACACCUUCUCUCUCCUUCCUUCUGUUUCCCCCUUUCUUUAUUGUACAAAAACGACAUUUCAAUCCUUCUUUCUCUCUCUAGAUCGCAGCAAUUCCUCUCUUUCUCCCUCCUCGACUCGACGCUACUGCUGCUGACAAUCUUCCUUCAACGACUCCGAUCUGCAGUCAACUACCCGGCCGGGGCUUCGUUCGUUUGUCGUCGUCGUGUUGGAUCUCGCCGUCGCAGCUCGGGCUCCACACUUUGUUAGAGGAAGGGAAGGAGGAACUUGUGGUUCGGGGUGAUUCCGGUUAAGCUGAGGAAGGGGCCGGGUCUCUCUUCUUACUGGAUCUGAGAGGGGGAAACAAUGGCGCUUUCAGGCAUGAGAGGUCUCUCCGUCUUCAUCAGUGACGUUCGUAAUUGUCAGAACAAAGAGCAGGAGCGGCUUCGUGUAGAUAAGGAGCUCGGUAACGUCCGUACCCGCUUCAAAAACGAGAAGGGCUUGAGUCCAUACGAGAAGAAGAAAUAUGUUUGGAAAAUGCUCUAUAUCUACAUGCUUGGCUACGAUGUCGAUUUUGGUCACAUGGAAGCUGUUUCCUUAAUAUCUGCACCAAAAUACCCAGAAAAACAGGUUGGCUACAUUGUGACUGCGUGUUUGCUCAAUGAGAACCAUGAUUUUCUCAGAUUAGCUAUAAAUACUGUGCGAAACGACAUUAUUGGCCGGAAUGAAACUUUUCAGUGCCUUGCAUUGACCCUGGUUGGAAAUAUAGGUGGCAGAGAAUUUGCUGAAUCAUUGGCAGCUGAUGUUCAGAAAUUACUUAUUUCAAGCAGCUGCAGACCUCUUGUAAGAAAAAAGGCUGCUUUAUGUCUGCUACGGCUGUAUAGGAAAAAUCCUGACGUUGUGAAUGUUGAUGGCUGGGCUGAUCGGAUGGCGCAACUCCUUGAUGAACGUGAUCUUGGUGUUCUUACAUCUUCAAUGAGUCUACUUGUUGCUUUAGUAUCAAAUAACCAUGAAGCAUACUGGAGUUGUCUGCCAAAAUGUGUAAAGACUUUGGAACGACUUGCUAGGAACCAGGAUAUACCCCAAGAAUACACUUACUAUGGUAUCCCAUCUCCUUGGCUUCAGGUUAAAACAAUGAGGGCUCUUCAGUAUUUCCCCACGGUAGAAGAUCCUAACACCAGAAGAUCGUUGUUCGAGGUCUUGCAACGAAUUUUAAUGGGAACCGAUGUUGUGAAAAAUGUAAAUAAGAACAAUGCAUCCCAUGCUGUUCUUUUUGAGGCUCUUGCACUUGUCAUGCAUCUUGAUGCUGAAAAAGAGAUGAUGUCCCAAUGUGUGGCCCUCCUUGGAAAAUUUAUUGCUGUCCGGGAACCAAAUAUUCGAUAUCUUGGCUUGGAGAAUAUGACUCGGAUGUUAAUGGUGACAGAUGUGCAAGAUAUCAUUAAAAGACACCAGGCUCAGAUUAUCACCUCAUUGAAAGAUCCAGAUAUCAGCAUACGUCGUCGUGCUCUUGAUCUGCUCUAUGGCAUGUGUGAUGUGUCAAAUGCAAAGGAUAUAGUUGAAGAGUUACUACAGUACCUCAGCUCAGCAGAUUUUGCAAUGCGUGAGGAAUUAUCUCUAAAAGCUGCUAUCCUUGCAGAGAAAUUUGCCCCUGAUCUAUCCUGGUAUGUGGAUGUAAUACUUCAGUUGAUCGAUAAGGCUGGAGACUUUGUCAGUGAUGACAUUUGGUUUCGGGUCGUACAGUUUGUUACUAAUAAUGAAGACCUGCAGUCUUAUGCAGCAGCUAAAGCUAGAGAGUAUCUUAACAAACCUGCCAUACAUGAGACGAUGGUCAAGGUCAGUGCAUAUAUCCUAGGAGAGUAUGGGCACCUUCUGGCCAGACGACCUGGAUAUAGUCCAAAGGAAUUAUUUACCAUCAUACAUGAGAAGCAUCCUACUGUCUCAACCUCCACUAUUCCAAUUCUUCUCUCAUCUUAUGCUAAGAUACUAAUGCACACUCAGCCACCAGAACCAGAACUACAAAACCAGAUUUGGACUAUAUUCAACAAAUACGAAAGUUGCAUCGAUGUUGAAAUUCAGCAAAGAGCAGCUGAGUAUUUUGCCUUGAGCCGAAAAGGUGCAUCUCUAAUGGACAUAUUGGCUGAGAUGCCUAAAUUUCCUGAACGGCAGUCUGCACUGAUAAGAAAAGCUGAAGAUGCUGAGGUUGAUACGGCGGAACAAAGUGCAAUCAAGUUGAGGGCUCAGCAACAAAUGUCGACAGCCUUGGUUGUAACUGACCAACGCCCUCCCAACGGGAUGCCAGCCCAACCCUCCAUAGGGCCACUGAGUCUAGUAAAAGUUCCCAAUACUUCUUUAUGGGAUCAGAAUCCUGGAGACCAAGGAUUGACCCAUCCAAAUGGUGUUGUAUACAAAGAAGAUCCUCAGCCACCGUCACAGGAUAUUAUUGGUGACCUUUUGGGUACAUUGAGUAUUGAAGGUCCUCCAGGAGCUGUUGCUCAAUCGCCCCAGAGUGCAACCUAUGAAGCAGAAGGUGCUCCAAGUGCAGCUGAUGCUGCAGCUCUGGUACCCGUUGGAGAAGAGUCGGGUUCCGUGCAGCCGAUAGGAAAUAUCAACGAAAGGUUCUAUGCUUUGUGUUUGAAGGAUAGUGGUGUUCUGUACGAGGAUCCGAACAUCCAGAUAGGCAUUAAAGCGGAGUGGAGAGCACAUCAAGGGCGUCUUGUUCUAUUCCUGGGGAACAAAAACACCGCUUCUCUUGGAUCGGUUCAGGCUCUCAUAUUACCUCCGACUCAUCUCAAGAUGGAGCUCUCAUUGGUACCAGAAACUAUUCCUCCCCGAGCGCAGGUACAAUGCCCUCUUGAAGUCAUGAAUCUCCGGCCAAGUCGGGAUGUCGCUGUUCUUGACUUCUCCUACAAGUUUGGUCCCACCAUGGUAAAUGUCAAGCUUCGCCUACCCGCUGUUCUCAACAAGUUUCUUCAACCCAUAACAGUGUCCCCUGAAGAAUUUUUCCCUCAAUGGAGAUCUCUCUCAGGGCCUCCUUUAAAGCUUCAAGAAGUUGUUAGAGGUGUAAGGCCAUUACCUCUACCCGAGAUGGCAAAUCUCUUCAACACAUACCGGUUGACAGUUUGUCCUGGACUUGAUCCUAAUCCUAACAACUUGGUUGCAAGCACGACAUUUUACUCAGAAACCACAAGAGCCAUGCUUUGCUUGGUGCGGAUUGAAACAGAUCCAGCCGAUAGAACACAGUUGCGAAUGACUGUCGCCUCUGGUGACCCAACACUCACAUUCGAGUUGAAGGAGUUCAUCAAGGAGCAGUUAGUUAGCAUCCCCACAGCACCCCAACGCCCACAGGGACCUGCAGCACCACCUCCUCCAGUAGCCCAGAUUACCGCACCACCGCCAGCUGCUUCGCAAGAUCCUGGGGCCUUGUUGGCCGGUUUAUUGUGACCCCACAGGGACACUAGGCACCUGUCAACAAAUGACGUGUGAAGGAUUUGUUGAGAAUAUAUACACCUUUGUAUAGCCGGGCUUAACACGAAGGUCUCUUCAACCAUCCUAUGGAUGGUUAAAGCAGAUGGGAAGAGUUAAAAUAUCACAGUGCCAGGGCUGGCGGCGGGAUAAGGGCGAAGGAAUUAGGCCUGAAAUUGGAAUCCAUGGGUUUGCGAUGAUUCAUCGGGAAGGGUAGUUGAGUCUGUUGAAUAGUACAGGUAGAAAGAGAGGAGGUUUUGAGUCGGAAUUUUGAGAUUCUUUGUGCACAACUUGUAAACGUGCAUUAGUUGAGCCGAGUGUUUCUUCUGGCUCUUUCUUUGUUGUUUCCUUUUGCUCUUGGUUUGACAAUCAAUUGGGGUCGAAGUGAAGUGAGGGUUUGUUGGUGGUGGCGCCUUAAUCUUUGCUCUUUCCCUCAUUGCUCUUGCAUUUUCUAAAUUGUUUUUUUGGCAAGCUUUGCUGCUGCGAUUGAUUGUAGAGUACAGAGGUUUACUAGAGCUUUGUGAGAUAGCUUAUA